CGUCUGCUAUAGCAUGAAGUACACACCGUAUGUGGUAGUACUGCCAGUACUGCGUCAAUUCGUAUUAUGUUCGAAGUACGAAUCGUACAUUUAAGAUAACGAAUUCUGGAUAGUGAUAAGAACAAACGUUUGAAAAUUAGAGACGAAAAUGACUUCUCAAAGCAUGUAUGCUUCACAAAGUAAAAGUUUAGAAAGUAAUACCCUUCUAAGUGUUGAAGAGAUAGAAGAAAAGAUACAACAGCUUAUUACUGAAAAUACUGGUUUACGAAAUACAUUACAGCAGAAUAACACCUAUAUGAGACAACUUUCUUCAACGUUGGUGGAAUGGCAGGAGGAAGUUAUAAGAGUUCAAAGUGUUUAUCAAAACAAAGUUGAAAGAGCUAAGGAAAUUAUAACCAAAUUGAAAGAGGAAAAUGCUGCAUUGAAAGAAAAAAUUGAUUUGGAAAGGGCAAAUGCUCAUUCCAGUUCAAAUAUUUCUGAGAUUGCAAGAUCAAACCAGAUUCAGGCAACUCAGGAGGGAUUUGAAUCCCUCGAUAGUUAUGUUCUUGUUGCUUCUUCGCCACCAGACGAUCUUACAUUGAAAGAUAAUCGGCAUGGUGAUGAAUUACCAAGCUAUGAUUCUCUUUUUCACCAGCGCGAAAAUGGUGAAGGAAUUGCAGAUACAUCCCUUUGCCAAGUACAACGAGAAGCAGAUUUCCUACGGGAGCAGUUAGCCAACGAAAUGGAAAGCAACAAGAACAAACAAAUUUUGUUAAAUCAAACAACAGCUCAGUUGGAUCAACUUAUGGUUGAAUUCCAAGAAUUAUCUAAAAAGUGGGGUCAACAAAGUCAAGCUGUGCUAGAUCCUAGUGUUGAGGAACUGACUAAAACAAACCUGCAGUUAAGACAUAAUUACACUGAACUGGAAGAAAAAGUAAUUUCUGCCAACACUCGGUUGGCUGUAGCCGAGGAAAUGGUGCUUAGCAAACAGGUAGACAUCACAGAACUGCAAUCCGAAAUAGCUCGUUUGGAAAAGUGUCUGGAAACAAUGCCCAUCCUGAAAGCCCAGAUGGAACUUUUUCGCACUGAUUUCGAAGCUGAACGUGAGGCGCGUCAAAGUUUAGCUGGAGACAAAGAUGCCAUGGAACAGGAAAUUCGUCUAUUAAAACGACAACUUGAAGGUGCUGUAGAAAAUUCUUUUGUUUCAGUGUCGACCCGUCCUUCAGAAGACGACGUUGUCGUGACAAGUUAUGAGUGUCCGAAAUGUAACUUUGCAUUUCAGUCCAAUGAUGCACUUAAUAAUCAUUUGGAUGUUUGUUUAACUCAACAAAUGUUUCCGUAAUUCGCUUAUGCGCAGGAUAAUGUUGAUUUCAACCCUUCAACAAUCGAAUUUUUAGAAUUAAGAUUUGUAGAAAGACUGAAAACGUCGAGUUGCGUUAUUACAACUGCAAACAUUGGUUUUGUUUAUCCUUUAACGUUUCUAAAAUUUUGAAGUUAAUUAUCAAUCUAGUAUUAAUACACAUGAUUGAAAUUUCA
Molecule: messenger RNA, 1515 nt
Organism: Daphnia pulex (common water flea)
Lineage: Eukaryota; Metazoa; Arthropoda; Branchiopoda; Diplostraca; Daphniidae
Product: NF-kappa-B essential modulator-like
Exons: 6
Coding region: 149-1321 (390 amino acids)
Biological process (GO): regulation of canonical NF-kappaB signal transduction
Cellular component (GO): nucleus; cytoplasm
Molecular function (GO): K63-linked polyubiquitin modification-dependent protein binding
Source: RefSeq, a predicted model, not a curated record